AUGGCGUCCAGGGAGCCAGUGGCCACAGCCUGCGCUGAGGCCGGAAGUCAUGCUGUGCUCAUGCCUAUGGGGGCUCUGCCACCCCCUCCCCCAACGGCGGGCCGUGAGGGCGCUGUCGGGUCCACCCCCUGGGCGUGCGGCGGCGGCGGCGGCGGCGGCGGCGGCGGCGUGAGUCAGGCCUGGCGCCAGGCGGGCAGCGCGGGCCGCGCGGGCAGCAGGACAGCGCCAGCCCCGCGCCCGGCACCCAGGCUGUGCGGCUGGACGCGGAGCGGCGGGCGCGGGGUCGGGCCGCACGCGCGGAGUCGCCAGCAGGCCCGGGGCGCCGGCCAGAGCCCGGCCGCGCCGGGAGCCCCGAGCAGCACCACGGACGGCGCCCAGGAAGCGCGCGCGCCCCUGGACGGGGCCUUCUGGCUCCCGCGGGCCCCCGCGGGCGCGCCGCAGGGCUGCUUCGCCUGCGUGUCCAAGCCCCCCGCGCUGCAGGCGCCCGCGGAGCCCGCCGCCUCCCCGCCCAUGGCGCCCACGCUCUUCCCCAUGGAGUCCAAGAGCAGCCGCACGGACAGCGCGCGCGCCGGGCCCCCGCCGGCCUGCAAGCACCUGGCCGAGAAGAAGACCAUGACCAACCCCACGACGGUCAUCGAGGUGUACCCCGACACCUCCGAGGUCAACGACUACUACCUGUGGUCCAUCUUCAACUUCGUCUACCUCAACUUCUGCUGCCUGGGCUUCAUCGCCCUGGCCUACUCGCUCAAGGUCCGUGACAAGAAGCUCCUGAACGACCUGAACGGGGCGGUGGAGGACGCCAAGACCGCGCGGCUGUUCAACAUCACCAGCUCGGCGCUGGCGGCCUCCUGCAUCCUCAUCGUCCUCAUCCUCCUGCGGUACCCGCUGUCCGACUACUGAGCCCCCCCCCCACCCGGCAGACCUGUGAACUCAAUAAAACAUGUGCCAGCUC
Messenger RNA from Sorex fumeus (smoky shrew), 952 nucleotides. It is a transcript of the gene IFITM10, whose product is annotated as interferon induced transmembrane protein 10. The record is from RefSeq and is a predicted model, not a curated record. NCBI's taxonomy places the organism in Eukaryota, Metazoa, Chordata, Mammalia, Eulipotyphla, Soricidae. The transcript is spliced from 4 exons. Bases 1 to 900 code for a protein of 299 amino acids. Gene Ontology annotation, cellular component: plasma membrane.